AUGUAUAUCAAACUGAGCUGUAUUAUCGCAAUAAUCUCCCCCGGUAUCACACAGAGUUCGAUUCUCGGGUCUUGGUCCCCGGCGACGCUGCUGUUCUAUGCCAAGAACAUAUUCAGCGGAACGAGACUCGAAAAGACUCAGGUCAAGGAGGACUUGCACCAGCUGGGUGGCGACUUCAUCGUUGGUCAAGACGGGAAGUUACUGCUUAGUCACCCCUCUACAUCGCCCAUCGAUCGGGUGGCUGUGAGUGAUAUAAUGGACUGCAUUCGCAAGGCUGUCGGUGUUAGUGUCGGUGUCAGUGACGAGUGUAGUCAUACGGACUGUAGCGCACAUGCACAUGGACAUACUAAUCGCGCGGACAGUGAAGUGGUGGGAUCUGAGCCAAAGGAGGACGACGCUGAGGAUGGCGAGUGCAGCACGUGA
This is a messenger RNA of Sphaeroforma arctica JP610, 423 nucleotides long. RefSeq lists its product as hypothetical. The record is from RefSeq and is a predicted model, not a curated record. NCBI's taxonomy places the organism in Eukaryota, Ichthyosporea, Ichthyophonida. Bases 1 to 423 code for a protein of 140 amino acids. The transcript is spliced from 2 exons.